This is a messenger RNA of Rosa chinensis, 1258 nucleotides long. RefSeq names its product amino acid permease 3-like. The record is from RefSeq and is a predicted model, not a curated record. Lineage: Eukaryota; Viridiplantae; Streptophyta; Magnoliopsida; Rosales; Rosaceae. Gene Ontology annotation, cellular component: plasma membrane.
AUGGAUGGUAUAAGAGAGCUUUGUGUUGAGCAACGAUACUUAAUUUCACACAACCGUUUUGAUGAUGAUGGCCGUCUCAAGAGAACCGGAACUCUCUGGACGGCAUCAGCACACAUUAUCACAGAGGUGAUUGGGUCUGGAAUCCUGUCCGUGGCUUGGGCCAUAGCUCAGCUUGGAUGGAUUGCAGGUCCUAUUGCCAUGCUCUUGUUUUCUGGAGUGACUUACUACACUUCAACUCUGCUCUGUGCUUGCUAUCGCUCCGGAGACACCGGACAAAGGAACUACACAUACAUGCAGGCUGUUCAAUCUACCCUCGGAUGAGGAGCUAAGCUCAAGAUUUGUGGAGUUGUUCAGUACUUGAACCUAGUUGGAUACACAAUAGCAUCAUCUAUAAGCAUGAUGGCAAUAAAGAGGUCUAACUACUGCUUUCACAGGAGUGGUGGGAAAGAUCCAUGCCAUAUCAACAGCAACCCAUACAUGAUUGCUUUCGGCAUUAUGCAAAUCGUAUUGUCGCAGAUUCCAAACUUCGACCAGUUGUGGAGGCUCUCAAUUGUUGCGGCAGCUAUCACUACAAGAAAAGUAGUCUACCACAACAUCACAAUAACAAAAUGCUCUAAAUACUCUACAUACAGUUUUCCACAACGAGUGAUCUGGAGUAUUGAAUUGUUGAAAUUUGAGAUAAUUUUGGAUAUUGCUGAUUCAAUUGGGAAAUUUUGAUUGUGAUCUGUGUGCUGAUUGAUGUAAUUGCUUGGUGAAGCUGGAAUAGGGGAGCAAGACUGAGCAUUUACAGGCGCAGAGGUGAGUGCUCUGUUAUGUUUCUCAUGAAAUCUUUCCUGCAUUUGAAAAUUGGGAAAGGUUUCUGGUGUUAGGAGUACAAUUACGGCUUCUACUGUUCUAUUGUGUAUGGUACUGUUAGGACUACACCAUAUCAGCUGAACCUUAGAUCACCACAUAGAAGCUGAGAUAGGGUUUAUGGGAACAGUAGUGUUAGUUUGCAUACUAGCUUCACCUAAUUUAGGAUGAGUAGUUAUUUAAUUUCUAUAUAAGCUUGUAAAUGGAAAGCUUCAUUGAGUUUAGGGUUUAUGGGUUGUUUUUAAUGUUUAGAGUUGAAGAUGAUCAUUUUAGGAAAGGCUGAAGUAAACAAGUCCUGGAAAUGAGGAUAAUGGAAAGUUGGAAAGGUUGUUAUUUAGAAACUGUGUAAUGCUUCGUUCAAUGUUUCUUUAUGAUUGAUGCAAUAGAGUUGCUUACGGAUUGAGAU